Ruditapes philippinarum (Manila clam) is the source of this 641-nucleotide messenger RNA. RefSeq lists its product as uncharacterized. NCBI's taxonomy places the organism in Eukaryota, Metazoa, Mollusca, Bivalvia, Venerida, Veneridae. The transcript is spliced from 2 exons. The coding region runs from base 15 to 641 and encodes 208 amino acids. The record is from RefSeq and is a predicted model, not a curated record.
CAGACUAUUUCAAUAUGUCAACGACCGGCACUGAAAAACAUUGCAGACUGUGUCUCAUGCUUAGUAAAGGAGGGACAAAAGCAUGUCAAUAUUUUCUAUUAAAGCGUGUGAAAGAAAUGCCAAGGGACUCCAAACAAAACGAAUGGACACUUGCAUCAUUUUUGAACAGUAAAAAGCAAAUUAUAAUUAAGUCAAAGCUUUCAAAGAAGAAGUAUAAAGUCCUCUUUCCAAACACCGGUGAUACAGUGCUUUCUAACUGGGAUUUAUCACUUCCCUGCCAAGUCCUUAUUUCAUACUGUGGUUUGGAUGAAUUUGACCGAUUGGAUAUAGAAAAUUUGCGAAAAAUACGGAAUGGUCUCUGUCACAUGAACGACGCGGAAAUCACAAAUUUGGAGUUUGAAAGCAAAUUUAAAGUGGUCCAAGUGUUCGUUGGUAGAAUUUUGGAGAAACUCGAUGACAACGAUUUGAAGCUAGAGGUUGAUACAAUCAUCAAAGAAUUAGAAAGUGGAUCUCUUUCGCUUAACGACACGCUUGACGAAAUGCGUAAGUUUUAUUUGAUGGAAAUGGACAUCCAUGAAAAGUUAGACCAUGUUGAGGAAAAAGUUUUAGAAACGCAUGAGAAACUUGACCAUGAUACGUAA